UAAUAUUUUUAUUACAGCACAUAUAGUAUGUACUUUUUCUUGAAAUAACUUUUUAUUCAGGUAGAAAAUCGCCGCCAAAUUUUUUCUACUAUUUUUAAAUGCAAUAUAAAACAAUGUGCAUUUUUUUCAUAAUUUUUUUAAUGUUUUGAGAAAUGUCCUAUAUAUCCUUAAAAUAACGUACAAAAUCAAAGUCUUGGUUCCAAGAUUAAUUAUUAUUCACUCGGAUUAUAAAUAUUUGCAAAACGUUGGGAAUUAUUUUAAAUACUAAAAAAGAUUUAUAAUGAUUUUUUUCCUAACGUGAUUAGGUUUUUAAAAAAUUGAACAAAUAUAUAUCUUAAUCUUUCCCAGAUUUAGAAGCGUUUUUUUUCGCGCAACGGAGAAGUUAAUCUGCAAACAAAAAUACUUACCGUAUUUGUCUCAUCCAUUUCGGUUGUACCUUCCGGCUAUUGAGGUCUAUUUGCUUAGAUCUUCUCUUUCCCCGUUCACCAAUGCGCGUAUCCUAUUAGCUGUCGUAACUGGCGCGAGGAACGACUAGCCCACUUGACCUUAUACGCCGAGUUCAACGUUUUCCAUAUUAUCAGGAACAUCCUUUUCAAAACGUCGCGUCUGCAAAUUGGCAUAAAGUGCUUGAACGACAAUAACGUCCUCCUUCGUUCCAUCUUCUCUCCUCCUUGCUCCUCUUCGCCUUCUUCAAUAUCUUCUCGUCUCGUCUCGUCUCAUCUCAAUCUGUCGUGGGUGGUGGAUGAUUCAGCUACGAGUACUAUUACGAGUACUAUUUUAUAAAGAAAAUUUCUAACAAAGCUUCGCUUUUUAAGCAAUCUAGCCAAAAAGUUGAUCGACUAUUCGAAUUGCCAAAAAUCUUAUUAAAAAUGUAUGAAACAUCGACGAGCGUAUUCCCUAGAAUUUUCGACAGUUUUUCGGUUUAAAUAGAUGCAUGUACUUUUUGUAAUUAGCGGCUCUUUCUGUUUUGGGGUUUGUCAACGAUGAUAUAUGACAGUGAUUACGUAAUCAUGUCAAGAGCGUAUCAGAUCCCAGAAUCCUCUCUUAUGGUAUUGACCUUCCGUUGCGCACGUGCUUCCGUGGGACUGAAAAUAGACGAAGUGGGGUGGCGACAAAUAAGGUCGGUUACACAUGCAUAAGAACGAAGUUUAGCCGACCCCGCUCAAUAAGUUCUCAGAAGAUGUAGAGUGAUUAAUUUCGUGGUGGGACUUCGUGUCGUCGUUAAUCAUUUUCUAAUCCGGGCAUGUUAAGCGGAAAGUCGCGAGCAUUUUUACAAAGUUUCGUACAGAAAAAACAUUUGCGACGAAAUGUUCCUUUGAAGAUAAAAAAAAAUGUUUUGAAAAAGAUGCCUUUGUUUAAAAAAGAGGGUUUUAAUGUUAGGCCUGUAGCUUUUUUAUUAUAUCCACUGGAAUAUUCUAGAUGAGAAAAUGAUAGCUUACACUUUGACUGAAACUACAUGCGAUGGUAUAAUAGAUAGGUAAUAAAAGUUCGUCGAGGCCUGCGUCAUGAAAUGAUAGACUGUUAACGAAGUUGCAUGCUCGCGUUCUUUACAUUGAUGAUCGCGCCAACUUCUGACAGCUAUGUCGACAUGCAUCGCGUCAGCUUUCGCGUUUGAGACGCAUAACUCGCCAGCGAGCAGUUGAAACGGAUAUCAAAAGAGAAGAAGAGUGGAAAACACGAUAAUGCGGCUUGUCUUUCCACUGCAUUUUCGAUGCAUUUUCGCCGUUUUUCGCCUCAUGUCAGACGGAUGCAUCCUAUAUCGAAAAAUAAGCUAAAAAUAAUAUACGAUUUUCUAAACAAGAGCUCUCUUAAAUUUUUAGCCUAAAGUUCUCUGCUCUUUUUAAAUGUAUUUAUUCAAAUUGCGACAAAUCUCCGUCAUCAAGCGUGUGGCGCUGCAUCCUUUAAUUCUUUUUCGCCUCUACCUCGCACGAGCAAUUUGUUUCACACGCGUGUCGUCUCUCCCGCUAAGCAGCUAGGGUAAAAAAGUGGCCGGGCUCGGUUUGUCGUUCGCUCUAGAAGGCUCUGUGAUAACUUAGUCGUCACGUUCCUCGCGGCGACGUAUGUACGUCGUGCAGGCACGAGUGCGUUUCCAUUCCUCGAUUGAGUCACCGAUGGUACAUGAUCUAAGAGUCGAUCUAACAAUAAGUAAGAGCUAUUAUGAUUUCCACGUUUACGUCACCAUUGUUUUUACAGUAUGAAACAUUUCGUUGUCUACUUGCACGGAAAAGUUGCCCCGAUUGUCACAACGCUGUCUAUAUUUCGAAAAGAAAUGUAUGCGAAAUUAUAUUGAUAUUAUAUUGAAUACAAUUGUUGAGGCAUGCUCAUCUAUGGCUAACAAUCUUACAGUUAGUUUUUACAAUAAGUAGCAUUUGAUUAGAAUACGCUGAUACCUGAUUGCUUCAAACGAAGGAUUGUUGCUAUCUUUCUAAUAUGAUCUGCAGAACAACCUUAGUACACAGAAAAGAAAUUAUUAUAGUAUCAAACCAACAAUCACUGUCUCAUAUGUAAGCAAGAGUAUAAUUAGCAACAGUAUAAAUCUUCUCGAAAGAAUUUUAUACUCUUGCUUAUAUAUAAGAAAAUGAUUGUUGAUUUGAUAACGAUUUUUUUCUGUGUAAAAUUGAAAAAUCUCUAAGAUACUUUCAGUUGCGCAACACUGAGAGUUCAGUUUCAUCGUAGCACUAAAAUAGAUAGCAGGAGUAUUAUUAUCAAGUUGCGAAGAAUUUUCACAUAAAAUAAAGUGCGUGUUAUAUUGUGAGCUUUCUCGUGCGUAUUAUUUAUAUCCCACUCAGCGAAACGUUUGUAAUGAACUCGUGUUCUUCCGGUUGAGUCUGCCAAUAUAAUUUAUCAGCUUAUAAGCUAAUCUCAUGGCAGAUUGGCGACAGAUUCCGCUUAAUUUCUGCUGUCAGUUUGCGUCAGACUGUUGAAUUGCGUGCUAGAGCCGCUCUGUUUCUGCCAUCAAUUUGCUGCUAACAAUAAGUGAUGCAUGUGAACAGAUUCUAUUAUAUUUCUGAUAGAAUUCCAUCGUCAUCAUCUGAUAAUACGGUUAUAUUACGUUGUAAUUUAACCGAUAUUGCGGUUGUGACAUCCACGCAGCAGCUACGCUAGCUUGCUAAGGUUGAGGCAAUCGUGCAAGUCACUUCCAUAGCACUAUGGCUCCUGUAAUUCUUUUCUUGCCUAAAUAGGCGUAAAUUUUGUACAAAGUAAUAUUAUUCUAUUAUGGCAACCUUGAUUUUUCUUCCGUGUGACUUUUCGUCUCACACUUUCGUGAGCAGAUUUUCUGGAUUAGUCAACAGACGCGAUCAAUCGGUUUUCACGGCUAUCACCUGAUCCAUUGUCAUACGCGCGGUCUAGACUCAUUCGCACAGGUGUUCCCUCUUAUCCCUGAAGUGUAUGAAUCAUCUAUAUUUCACGUUUAUUUAUUUUUUUCCUGCGACGAUAGGAUAUCAUGAUUUUACGCGUAAUCUUCUCCCUUGUAUUUUACAAAAGAUAUAAAAAAGUUAUUUGGUUAAUUUCGAUUUCGUUCUCCGAUAUAACGCGUAUCUGAUAAAACUUCGGCACUUUCCGCAGUGUCACAGUCACUUUUCUCAAGAGACAUUGCAAUAGGGAUGGCAAUUUCGAGAAACUAGAACGAUACUAAUUCUUGUCAUCAACCCUUGGUCCUUCUUCUUUAAUCCCGUACCACGGAUUUUCUCCGGGGAAUCAAGACCACCAUCCGUGUUUCUUCAGAAUCACUGAAGUGAGUGAACAUAAUCCGCUCUUUUAUCCUUUUUCUUGACAAAAGAAUGAGAAAACCUUUUCCCAUUAAAAAGACGCAAAAAAUCGGGAGAUAACCUAUGAAUGAUUGAUGCAUAAAUUUUUCUGUUGUUCUCGAGAAAGCUGUCUCACGAAAUGAGAUCCCACGAAAGAGAAUACGUUGAGAGAGACUGCAGGGAGGAGGACUAAGAGGCUGGAGAAACUAGGCGGAGAGAACGAAGACGACGGGAGAAAGAAAAUGGAAAGAGCGAGACUUCAUUUAUUCGUUUAGGAAGGAGGGAGAAGCGGAUAAGCGCGCUGAUAAAGUGACGAGGACGGUAAAGCGUGAGGAUAGAGAAUAUGUGCAAUGAGAAAAGAGAAGGACAGAGGCAGAAAGAGGGAAAGAGAGGAACGAUGAGACCGCAAUGCGACGAGCGUGAGGGAAACGGAGACGGACGAGGUGCGUGAGCGAGAAGUGCGUAUGUGAGGGACGUACGGUAGCUUCUCAUAGUGAAGACAGUCGUUGCUUCGCCGCAAGGCUGCACGCAUCGUGCCGGAAGAGGAGCCCAUCUACACCCACCUUACGUGCGUGCCUUUUUUUUGCGUCGCGUGUGCAAAUUCUUCCGCAUUCGAAUAUUGACCGAAGGGACAUGAAAUCGUGUUGAAAAAUUAAGUGCGUUUCUUUUUAUCUGUCGUUUAUUUCUCGUGAGACCAGUGCUUCCUGCGGUGCUCCGUGAUUUAACGUGAAGCUCAUACCCAACGCGUUGACGUAGCCGGUGAUCAUCGUGUAUCCUCAAAGUGCUAUUACGAUCAGGCGUAACGGUCUUAUCGGGAUAAUCGGCAGAAUCGGAAGAACGAGACAUCGAGAGGGUAGCCAAGGGUCGUUGUUCGAAGAGGGACACGCUGGAGGACACGGUUCUCUAGUGCACCUGUCGCCCGACUGUUUGUGCCGAACGUAUCGAUUCGGCGGGACCGGCAGUAUGCAGUGAACGGGAGAACGGGACGAAGCAGCGGUUUGUGAUAAAAUAGAAGACCGGCCCGGACAUUCAUUCAAUUCCAACGUCGUCGUGCUCGAGCGACACUAUUAAUCGCUCGUACGGCGGAGCCCUUGAUUUAAUCGACGGUACAGUUUUGUCGGGAGGAACAAAAGAGUGCGCGCCGGCAAAUAUGAACGGCUGAACAUUGAUCGCCAGAACGCAGACGAAUUUUCCUAAAAAAAAAAAAAAAAUCCGUUGGAAAUAUACGUGUGUAUAUCUGAACCGUAGCUCUAUCUCCGUAAUUUCGUGCGUUUCAUCACUGUGCUGUGUUUCGUCGUGAAACCAGUGAGAAGUGGGUGGGUGAUGAUAAGUGGCCCACCGUUUCGAAUGAAGUGGGUUUUAGGAUGAUGGUAGAGCGUGUCGAGGAUCACCUCUUCAUGUAUCGACGCCCCGUCUAUCGCGUCUUCCAGUACCUCGAAACCACCGACCAUGAGGGGAUGAGCACUGGAGCAGGAGAUGAAGGUGGAGGAGGUGUCGGAGGUGUCCAGAGCAGCGGCGGUGGCAGGAACACCCCGCCGCAUGGCUCGCCCACCCCUAUGGACAAGGCGACCUUAAAAGUCCAUCUUCCCAACGGUGGCUUUAACGUCGUCAAAUUCGGUGAUGCGAUCGACGUUAAAGGUAUCAUCUCUUUGGUAACUAGUCGAUUAGCCGUUGGUACUAGACAUUAUCGAAAUCUGUACGCAAUGAGGCUACAUCAUCCCGGAUCCGGAGAGAGUUAUUGGUUGCAUCAGGACACAACGAUGUAUCAGGUACAAGAAAAGUACGAGCGAAAGCAUCCGCAUUGUGAAUGGAGGUAUGAACUCCGAGUGCGUUAUCUUCCUCAGAAUCUGAAUGAUCUCUAUGAGAAAGACAAGGUCACGUUUUACUAUUAUUACGAUCAGGUGCGAAACGAUUAUCUGCUUGCGAACCAUGCCACUCUGGACCAGGACGUCGCGGUUCAGCUCUGCUGCCUGGAGAUCCGCUAUUUCUUCAAGGACAUGCCGCAAAUCGCUCUGGACAAGAAGAGCAAUCUGGAAUACCUGGAGCGUGAGGUUGGCCUACACAAAUUUCUGCCACGCUCUGUGCUGAACGGGAUGAAGCCAAAAGCGCUCCGAAAAUUGAUACAGCAACACUUUAAAAAAGUCGCGGCGUUGUCUGAACUUGAGUGCAUGUUCAAAUUCUUUGAUCUACUGCGAGCGUAUUAUCGUUUCGACCAGGAAAGAUUUAUAUGUGCUUUAGGGUCAAGCUGGUCAAUACCUGUAGAACUAGUCAUUGGACCGGACUUAGGUAUAUCUUACAUGGCUCAUCGAGGCGGAACAGUGCCGACUAGGAUGGCAGAAUUUUCGCAAAUACAAUCCAUCCAAACGUUAGUGUCUGAUUGCAAAGAACACGCGAAGGCGUGCAUUAAAUUGAGGGUCGCGGGCGCUGCGGAGACUCUCAGUAUCACUUGUUCCAGUUUAGAUCAAGCGGAAAGUCUCGCAGAUUUGAUUGAUGGAUAUUGUAGACUAGUCACAGGCAGCAACACUUCAUUGUGGAACAGAAAAGCUGGAUCAUGGAAGAAUUAUCCCUGUCCAUGCAAAGAUGCACAACCACCGAAAUAUAGGCAAGAUGGUACCAGCAGCCCAGCGGAGAAGAACGCCGGUAAAACUGGAACCAUUUUGUCUGAAGAUUAUGCGGAGAUCGUCGACGAAGAGGGAGAUUAUUCAACCCCAGCUACUCGUGAUUAUGAGAUAGUCCGAAAUCAAGUAGAAUUAAGUGAAAUCAUAGGGGAGGGACAAUUUGGCAACGUCCAUAAAGGAUCAUACAAAGGAAGAGAUGGCCAGACUAUCGCCGUUGCCGUCAAGACCUGCAAGGUUGAUGCGGAUCUUGCGACUGCCGAAAAAUUCCUUGAAGAAGCCUAUAUUAUGCAGCAGUUUGAGCAUCCGCACAUUAUCAGACUGAUCGGCGUCUGUUCAGAGGCGCCAAUUUGGCUCGUGAUGGAAUUAGCCAGACUCGGAGAAAUGCGUGCUUAUCUGCAGUCUAAUAAGCACCGUCUAGAUCUUGCCACACUUUUACUGUAUACCUUCCAAUUGAGCACUGCCCUCUCGUAUCUCGAAAGCAAGAAAUUCGUGCACAGAGAUAUCGCUGCGAGAAACGUAUUGGUUUCAGCGCACAAUUGCGUCAAGUUAGCGGACUUCGGCCUUAGUAGAUGGGUAGAAGAUCAAAGCUAUUAUACUGCUAGCAAAUGUAAGCUGCCAAUUAAAUGGAUGGCGCCGGAAAGUAUAAACUUCCGAAGAUUUACGACUUCAUCCGACGUUUGGAUGUUUGGUGUAUGUAUGUGGGAAAUUUUAAUGUUAGGCGUAAAACCAUUCCAAGGCGUAAAAAAUAACGAAGUGAUACGCAAGCUGGAGAACGGAGAGAGACUCGCGCUUCCCAAUCACUGUCCGCCACGAUUGUAUUCUUUAAUGUCUCAGUGUUGGAGCUACGAACCUAGCAAGAGACCAACAUUUAAAGAGAUUAGAGAAACUUUACAUGAGAUUUUGCUAGAAGAAAAACAUCAGCAGCAAGAGACGAUGAGACGAGAGAACAGAAGGGUACAAGCUAUGUCCUGGGGUGCAGACGAUGUGCCGCCACCGAAACCCUCCCGGCAGCCACAAAAUACACCGGAGCAAUCGCAACUAUCCGCGGCACCGGUAUCCACGUACAUCGUGGCGCAAAGUCCCGAGGUUCUCGCGCAACUUCUCAAGGACAACCAAGCCAGAGGGGUAUGUCCCUCCGUGUACACGACACCCGCGUCUCCCUUCAACACCCUGGCGGUACAAUUUCAAGACGAGGAUCAAGUCCUGACUACCGCCGUUGUAUCCGACUUACCCUUCUUUGACCCCGCGCUUUCCGAACCGCCGUCCAUUACCUCGCACGACACCACCCAAUUAGGUGGUGAUUCCACUCUGUCCGACACCAACCUAGACUCCCUCGAUUCCUCGGAUAGCAUUCCCCUCAUGUCGAGCCUGAGCAUUUCAGACACGGCAGCGCAGACGCAGUCACCCGCCGCCAACCGAAAGCAGCAGAAGGUUAAAGAGAUGCAAAACAUGUAUGCGGUUAGCUCAAAGGUGGUCGGUAGCAUCACGGGGGACCUGUAUUCCCCCGUGCAGAAAUUCUCUGUGUCCAGCGCCGUUCCGCCGCCACCCGCGGCCGUGUCAGUCGCGUCAGCCGCGGUCGCGGGCAACGCCUGCGGCGAGAUAUACGGACCGGUCACUAGUUUCACCCAGAGCUCAGCUAUCGUUGGUAAUCUCAGUCAAAGCGCUAGCUUAGGUGGUAAUUACGGUGAGAAUUCCGGGAAUUUCGGCCCUAGUAGUUUGGGAAGCAGUGUUGUAAUAUCAAAUAGUAGCAGCCAGGCGCAAUUCGCUGCGAGUGGUUCGCAUGCUCUCAGUCAGUCGAUUAAUUACGGUAACUUCGCGGCAAGUAACAACACAAGCCAAGUAUUUAGUAGUGGUGGCGGCGGCCAGUCUACGAAUCAGAAUGUCAGCGGCGUGCAGAGUGCUGGCGGUAGUAGUAGCGGCGGCGGUGGCGGUGGUGGUGGUAGUAGCGUUGUUUACUCUCGUAAUAUUAGCUCGGCGAACGUAGGUAGUACUGUGUCGAAUGCGGACUGUUUGUAUGGUCCGGUACUCAAGUUCCGCGCGCAGAACGUUCAACCGCAGUUGGCUGUAGCCGUGACCGCGGCCGCGACCGAUUUGAAACCAGUUAGCGCGGCAGCUGGAAAUUAUGGUCAAACCGGAAGAAGUAAUCUGGUAGUGCAGAAUCUACAAUCGCAGCCGAUAUAUGCGCAGAAUUAUCCACACCAACAAAUCUAUUCUAAUAUCGCUCAGCCGGGACAGCAGUCUAUGUAUCUGCUGCAAAUGCAGCACAUGCAGAAUAUCCCGCGGCAGAAUGUCGUUUCUCAAGCCGUAUCUUAUGCGGCGAUACAGCACACGAACCAGCAAUUAAGCGGCACUAAUCCUAUUUACACGGCUCACACCACGCCCGUGUCAGUGGUCCAAGCUCAAAAGGUGCACAUGCCUAAUUAUGCUCACCAAGUUCAAUCUGGAAUUAGCGGUCAGACGGCGACUUGUCAAGCAACCGGCUCGAAUCAAUCGGCAGGCAUUGGGAUAAUGCAAGCUUCCUCUAUUCCGUCACACUUUGUCAUGUCGUCAUCGGCGACUCAGCAGAAUAUCCAUUCAAUAUCAUCUGCCUUUAUAGUAGACCAACAGCAACCAAGUUCUCUUGGUUCUAUUGAUUAUACUCAAGUACACGUUAACGUUGGCAAUGUAAUGACGAAUAUGAGCGGUGCGCAUCAGCAACAAGUAGCGCAACCUCAGAUGGCUACCGGGGUCGCGAAGGGGGCAAAUAUAUCGCAAAUUGCGACGGGCGUCGCCAAGAUCACUACCUUCGUGACAUCACAAAAGCAGGACGAGCAGUUGACGAGCUCGACCGACGGCACUCUCUCCGGCUCUCUGAUCUCUUCCGCUGUCAGCGACAGCACCGUGUCGUCUAGCAGCUCGAUGACAGAGGAGGCACAACAAGAUCAGAGAAACGUACAUUCGCAACUGUUCGACAGUCUGACUGAUAAUUUCAAUAGUGGCAUUGAUGACGAACAAAAGCUACUGGAACAACGGUUGUUGGAACAACAACGACAGUCUGAAGAAGAUAGUCGCUGGCUCGCGAGAGAAGAGAAACGUUUAUCGAUUGCUACAAGUGGUGAUGAAAGUGCUAGUCCCCCGGUUCCACGAUCAGUUACUCAAUCACCAAGCCAUGAACCACAUUCUGCCAAUACUGGCUCUCUUGGCUCGGAUAAGAGUUCUGAUAAAGUAAUUGUAGUAAAGAAAAUGGAACCUACACCUACGGCAGAUUUGGACAGAACUAACGAUAAAGUAUAUGAUUGUACUACAAGCGUCGUUCGUGCAAUCAUGUCAUUAUCACAAGGUGUUCAACAGAGCAAGGCUGAUCAGUAUUUAGAGCUAGUACGUAGAGUAGGGAUCGAAUUAAGGGCACUACUAUCUUCUGUGGAUGUUUUGGUAAAAAUAUUACCAAUAUCCGCGCAUCGCGAAGUAGAAAUGGCGCAUAAAGUAUUAAGUAAAGAUAUGGCAGAGCUGGUGGCUGCUAUGAAGUUGGCACAAACUUACAGUGCCACUACGUUGGACGCUGAGUAUCGAAAGGGAAUGCUUUCUGCAGCUCAUAUUUUAGCCAUGGACGCGAAGAAUCUGUUAGACGUAAUCGAUUCCAUCCGUAUUCGUUAUCCAUACGUAGACAGUCAGAUUUGCCAAAAGCAAUGCGAUGUUGUUAACAGAACGCGGGAAUCUACACCCGAGAAUCGCAUUCGUUCAAGUCAGUCAGGCGAGCAGUUUCUCAGAAGAAGUCAGUCGACCGAACGACAAGGCACGACCUUCAGACAAAGCCAAAGUGGUGAUCUGUUACACAGAAUGGGCCAAUCCGUAGAUCGAUCUUCACCGGGAAGUCAAUCCGAUCACAAUUCCGGCAGCAGCUUAGAAAGAAGACACAAUAUAGUAACUAAUAGCCUUGAACGCAACUCGACUGCGAGAAGACAAAUGGCUACUAAUAGCUUAGAAAGAAAAAGACCCUCAUUGACAUGUAACGCAGGGCCUAUGAAUAAUUCUGUUAAUUUAGUGCCAGUCGCUUGCAAUUUGGUUCAGACAGUAAGUCCCGUCAUACAUCCAAGUCAAUCGGUUACAACGGGCGUUAAUCAACAAACGGUGUUUACGACUAAUAGUAAAGCCACAAGUGAGACUUCAAUAAAUGACAGCUAACGAGGUGCCUUGAAUUGAGGACUACUUCGGAUCAUUGCUUAACAUGUAUAUAGAUAGAUGAUAUGCUACCAAGUUACCCGUGUGUACACAUCUACACUUCAAUAUUUUAACAACGAGAGAACAAUCUAGGAUUUGUGCUUUUCAGCUCUUUUUAACCUUUAAAUAUGCAAAUAUUUUAUCUAAGCGUACUUAUAGAUAGGACAGUAUUCAUUACUUGUAAUAUUAUAGUAGGAAGUUUAUCACUAGAGAAUUUAAGUCACAGCUAUAAUGAAAUAUCACUCCAAAGGAUUUAGGAUUAUCUAUUUGUUAUGUACAAUGACGACAUGUACGAGAUGACACCAAAUUACGUUUUACUAUAAAGAAAGGAAUAUACACCAUUUAUUAAAUUUCACAUUAAUAUUAUUAAAGGUCUCAAAUUUACUCACACUGAUCGUAUUUGAAAAUUUCUCGAUUUUAUUUGCGUCAUCUCGUAUAAUCAGUUGAUAAUAUAUACAUACAUACGUAUUUUAGAGGUAUGUGUGUGUAUGUAUAUAUUUAUAAAUAUAUAUUUAAACAAACAAUAUUUCCUUUCUUCGAACAAUCUGCGCGAGAAUAUAAUUUCCCGUAGGACAUAAUCGAUGUUGUUUUUAACGCAAGUUCGUAAUUUCAUAGUCUAUUUCCUACCUAGGAAUAUUAUGGACAGUAAUUGUAAUGUAAAAAGAGGGACUGAAUGUGUUAUUUGUAUUAAAUGAUUAUUUAAUGGUUUAUACUAGUUUGCGACAUUUAUAUACGAAUGUUUUAUAAAAAGCAAAAAAAAACCAUUUUUCAGCGAUAAGUCAGUUCCUACAAGGUGUAUUUCUAGGAAGUUCCAUUUUUGCGCAUAAGUAUACCAUUAAUAGCUCAUCAAUGCGAUUUGCAAUGAUGUAUUCAUAUAUACAAUGCAUUUAUAAAAUCCGCGAUUGAAUACUUUGUGAAAAAAAUUCCAUUUUUACGCGAGUGCUUUUUGUAUUCCUGGAGAAAUUUAUCUGAGGGAGUAAUCUGUAAGAAAUGUUCUUAGCAUUCUGACACAUAUUAUAACCGUUGUACUCAUGCAUUUUAUCCAUAUAUUGUUACAAUUGGCAUGAACGUGAAAUAUUUGUAGUUUGCGAGUUGUAAAUUUGAUAUUUUAAAUGGUAUGUGGCUUUAAAGAUUCAUGUGCCAAGAUGUGCUUAUAUGCUGCUCGAAAGAAACGAAUACACUAUAUUUGUGUGUUGUAAAUUUCCUAUCAAAGGAGCUACUAUCCCAGAUACCAGGAAAUAAUGAAUAUUUAUAAUUAUUGAUGGUGCUUUUUCAUUUGUGAAAACAUCAAAUACUUCUUUAAUUUGAAUAUAUUAAUAAUUCUAUAUAUGAAAAAAAAGAAUACGUUUAUUAAUUAAAUUAACAUUCAUUUGGCCACCAUAUUAUAUAGUAAUGCAAUGCUAUACAUACAUUUUAUUAUAAGAGUCAUUUUUAUCAUUUGUUGUAAAUAUUAAAACUUAUUUAUUGUUAUAAAAAUUUUUUUAUAAAAAUAUUUAUGUAUGAUGUGUACUUUUAUGAGAUUUUUUCAGCAAUGUUUUUAAGUAAAUUUAAAUUGUCUUUUCUUCUUAUAACAUA
This is a messenger RNA of Solenopsis invicta (red fire ant), 12139 nucleotides long. RefSeq names its product focal adhesion kinase 1 (gene Fak). Gene Ontology annotation, molecular function: ATP binding; protein tyrosine kinase activity. Bases 5114 to 10528 code for a protein of 1804 amino acids. NCBI's taxonomy places the organism in Eukaryota, Metazoa, Arthropoda, Insecta, Hymenoptera, Formicidae. Gene Ontology annotation, biological process: signal complex assembly; protein phosphorylation. Gene Ontology annotation, cellular component: cytoskeleton; focal adhesion. The record is from RefSeq and is a predicted model, not a curated record. The transcript has 24 exons.